This is a messenger RNA of Zonotrichia leucophrys gambelii, 764 nucleotides long. RefSeq names its product microfibril associated protein 2 (gene MFAP2). The transcript has 9 exons. Gene Ontology annotation, biological process: embryonic eye morphogenesis. Gene Ontology annotation, cellular component: microfibril. Bases 145 to 690 code for a protein of 181 amino acids. Lineage: Eukaryota; Metazoa; Chordata; Aves; Passeriformes; Passerellidae. The record is from RefSeq and is a predicted model, not a curated record.
GUUUUUUUUGUUUUUUCUGUCUCUCAUUUCAAGAGUUUUGGGGAAGCAGAGAGAGGAGAGCGAGGCGAGGGCAGAGCCGGCACUCACUGACUCCUCCGGCUGCAUCCCGGCCGCGCUCCCGCCCUUUCCCGGCAUUCCAGCAGGAUGAGAGCGGCGGAGCUCCUGGUGCUGUGUCUGCCAGCGCUCCUGGUGCAGGGACAGUUCAGCCGCUUCGAGGGCAUCACCUACCCCGAGCCAGUGCAGUACUCCCAGUACGACCAGCAGGCAGAAAUUCAGGAUUACUACGACUACCACGAUGUCACCCCCCGAGCCCCGGAGGAGCAGUUCCGGUACCAAUCCCAGCAGCAAUCCCAGCAGGAAACGGUGCCAGCCCCGACCCCAGCUGCGGUGCCCGAGACGGAGCCCACGGAGCCGGGACCGCUCGACUGCCGGGAGGAGCAGUACCCCUGCACCCGGCUCUACUCCGUGCACAAGCCCUGCAAGCAGUGCCUGAACGAGAUCUGCUUCUACAGCCUCCGCCGGGUUUAUGUCAUCAACAAGGAGAUCUGCGUCCGCACCGUGUGCGCCCACGAGGAGCUGCUGCGAGCCGACCUGUGCCGGGACAAGUUCUCCAAGUGCGGGGUGAUGGCCACGAGCGGCCUGUGCCAGACCGUGGGCGCGUCGUGCGCCCGCAGCUGCGGCGGCUGCUGAGCCCCGGCCCCGCUCCGGCCCCGGCCCCGCUCCGGACCCGCCCCGCGCCGCCGCAGCCCCCGUGCAUGCCCGAG